Messenger RNA from Cynoglossus semilaevis (tongue sole), 1127 nucleotides. Its product is annotated as stress-associated endoplasmic reticulum protein 1. The transcript has 3 exons. Lineage: Eukaryota; Metazoa; Chordata; Actinopteri; Pleuronectiformes; Cynoglossidae. The coding region runs from base 269 to 469 and encodes 66 amino acids. Gene Ontology annotation, biological process: endoplasmic reticulum unfolded protein response. Gene Ontology annotation, cellular component: endoplasmic reticulum. The record is from RefSeq and is a predicted model, not a curated record.
UCUGCCACAGGAGGGCAGACAUGACAAACGAUUUGUCACGUGACUUCGUCAGCUCCCUGUGUCAGUCUCUCCUAGCAAGUAGCUGGGUAGCUGUUAGCAUUUAUUCGAAAGCGAACACAACACGGAAACAAGCACCGUCUCGGACGUUCCUUGUUCCUAGGGAACACCCUGACUGGCCACGCUUCUCUCUAUACAUCCACUCUGCCUAAUUGGUAACGGCUAUCCGUGCCCCUGCUGCGCUCCUCUUCCGGUUGUCAAGCACGAAACCAUGUCGGCGGUGCAGCGGAUGAAAGUGGCUAACGAGCGGCACAGCAAGACGAUCACACAGCGGGGACACGUCCAGAAAACAUCGCGGCCUGUGAGCGAUGACAAGUCUCCGGUGGGUCCAUGGCUGCUGGCCCUUUUCAUCUUUGUGGUUUGUGGAUCAGCCAUUUUUCAGUUCAUCCAGAGCAUCAGGCAGGGCAUGUGAUGACCGUUGACCUGGGCUCAGCCGUGUCCUUGAAGAUGCCACUCACACACACACACACACCUGUUCCUGUGGAGUUUUUAAAAUGGGCUUAUUUUUCUUCCUUCUCCAUCUUGUCUCUCUCACUAAUGUUUUUUUACUUCCUAAUGAUGAAUAUGAUCAGAUGGUUAUUGAUUGAUAGAUUGAUUAAUUGCUGUAAGCUGUUCAAGUCUUAGGUCUGGUGUGGUUGUCCAUCUGAUAAGGGCGCUGGUCUGUGAGCACUGAGGAUCUGUUGUGUGACAGGUCAGGUCAUGUGACAUCCUCACAUGGCCAUAUAUUGUUAUUGAUGAGAUCAGUGUCAGUCUGGUUUACUGUGAAUUUAUUUAUUACAAGAUGUUGUCCACAUCUCUGAUCUGUCACAUGACGUUACAUGAUCCUGACGAAAGGGCUUUUAAUGUGAAAAUCCCUUCAGGAAGAGACUAAUCAGCUGCAGCUCAGGACUGGAAGGAUCCUAGUGAGUGAUUUUUCUGCUUCCUGUUUGUACUGAAAAAAAGUGGUAGGUGUUCAGGAAAGAGAUUUCAGAACUGACUACAGAUACACCUGUUCACAGCUCAGCGCCUCCUCCUGGACAACCACCUCUGCUUUUAUACAAAAUAAACUUGGAUAUUUUCUCUACUUUCAC